Molecule: messenger RNA, 1131 nt
Organism: Penicillium bovifimosum
Lineage: Eukaryota; Fungi; Ascomycota; Eurotiomycetes; Eurotiales; Aspergillaceae
Exons: 3
Coding region: 1-1131 (376 amino acids)
Source: RefSeq, a predicted model, not a curated record
AUGGAAGACCCUUAUGUGCCUGUUGAAGCUUGUGCGGGAGCAGUUCUUCCCGGUGUUAGCUUAGGCAUCCAUCAAUGUUCUGCAGGAAGUUCGACCCUGGGCGGCCUCGUCCAACUUCAGUUUGCCAAUGACUCUCAAUGGCAUACGUUUGCCCUCACAUGCUUCCACGCUGUCUGGCCGCCAGCAAACCACCGUGACGUCAAACGGCUAAACGAGAUUCCAGAUGCUCUCAGAGCACUGCAACACUGGGAGUUUCGUCCACUUGACCCUCGAGACCCCAGAUCAUUCUCCCAUGUUGCUCGUCGCAUUCUUCGUGUUGAUCACCCUUCCCUGCGAGACUUGAACAACACCAUUGACCGAAGAUGUGCCAUGGCUGCAAGCAUGAGGACGCCACAGUUCCUGGAGUACGAGGACGAAAUAAACAAGGGUGAUGACGGCUGGCUUCCGGAAUCAGCGAAGGCUAAAUACGAGGCAAUACUCCGACGUAUCAAAGCAACUGAGGAUGCGUGUAGCCCAUUUAUUGCAAUGCGUGAAAGUGGCAAUCAUUUCCUAGGUUAUGUGUAUGCCGGAAGUGGUCUGAACAGCAUACGGAGCACGAUGCGGUCUAACACGGACAGCAAGAAGGAAACAGGUCAAAUUUCCACUGACUGGGCACUGGUUGCAAUCAAUCCUUCGCGCCUUCAACCCCAGCAGCACGGGGAUUGCGUUUCUGGUAAUAUGCCUUUCCCUUAUGGAAACAACAUUCAGUUUUCUGGAGCGUUCGAGCAGCCAAUCACAGAACCCUUCGGCCUUGAGCUCCAAAAGUCCGGCCGCUCUAGUCAAAUCACAUUCGGGACCUACAGUGAGCUAAAAUGUGUUAUGUUCACCCAGGUCCGAGGCGACGACGGGCAGAUUGUGAUUGUUCCCACAUGGGAACACCAGAUUGCCAGCAAUCGAAAGGGUGAUUUUGCAGAGAAGGGAGACUCAGGGUCGUGGGUGUUCAACCUCCAAGGUGAACUUGUCGGAAUGUUGAAAGCUGGCGACGAAGCUUACGGCACCGGGACAAUGACGCCUAUGGUAGAUAUCUUCGACGACAUCCAGAGUCUCACAGGUGCUACUAAAGUGCGCAUUGCCCCAGAGCCAGUUCCUUGA